UCACUACUCGCUCGUUCUCCUGCUCAGAGCUGCAGUAUAUGAGCGGGUCUCCUGGGUCUAGCUUCACCGCAGUGUAGAGAAGGGCAAGGCUGCUGUUUUAGUACAAUGCAAUGAAGGAUGGUGCACCAGGAGAAACGCAUUUACCAGGCUCAGAGGAAUGAGAGAGAGUCCAUCAGGCAGAAACUUGCCCUUGGCAGUUUCUAUGACGACGAGCCAGUCAUCUACACCAGCUGCAGUAAGAACGGCCAGUCCUCCCGGCUGCAGAGUGGGGUGAACCUGCAGGUGUGUUUCGUGAACGACAGCAGCAGUGACAAAGACAGCGAUGCCGAGGACAGCAGGACAGAGACAAGUUUGGACACACCACUAUCCCCCGUGAGCAAGCAGAGCUCAUCGUUAUCAGACCGAGACACGGCAGAGGAGGACUCAGACCCGUUGGAUGACUGCAGUGGGUUCUGGCGGGUGCAGCGGAGACUGCAGGAGGAGGCCCGGGUGGCGCUGGCUCUGGCUCGACCCAUGGCCCGCAUGCAGGUCGAGGUGGAGAGGCAAAUCCAACUGCACCGACGUUCACCUGUGGCUGACCUGGUUAGUCACUUCCCAUCUGCCCACAUCAGCGAGUGCUUGAUGAAGAGGAAUCUGAGACGAGGGGACAUGAGGGAUAUGAGUCUAGGACAGCUGCAAGUCAUCACAAAUGACUUACACUCACAGAUCCAGAGCUUAAAUGAGGAGCUGGUGCAAUUGCUGCUGAUAAGAGAUGAGCUGCAUGUGGAGCAGGAUGCCAUGCUGGUGGACAUAGAAGACCUCACCAGGCACGCUCACAGCCAUCAACGGCACCAGCAGAGAAAGCUAUGUCUAAAUAAACACACCCUGUCUACACUUGUGUUCAUCUGCACGCCAUCAUACCUCCUGCUCCAUGGACUGUCACCAGUGUUACUAAUAGACUUCAUCUGUGCU
Labrus bergylta (ballan wrasse) is the source of this 951-nucleotide messenger RNA. The record is from RefSeq and is a predicted model, not a curated record. Lineage: Eukaryota; Metazoa; Chordata; Actinopteri; Labriformes; Labridae.